AUGGAAGUGGAAAGGGGACUCUACCUUGUUAAUCGCACUCAUGUUGAUUCCACACAUCCCUGCUAUGAAAUUGAUAUGGUUUCUUUCACACUGACUAAUAGUCCUUCUUCAGAAUGUGUUCUGUUGCAUGUUUUCCUCAGCGCUGUGUCUGUUGUAAUUGUGUGUGGAAACCUUCUGGUCCUAAUCUCUAUUGUUUAUUUCAGACAGCUGCACACGCCCACUAACUUCCUCAUAUUCUCUCUGGCUGUGUCGGAUCUACUUGUUGGUUUGAUACUCUUUCCUCUGUGUACAAAGUCCCUUUUUAGCUUCUGUUUGCAGUCAAUGAAUGUAUUCUGCAAAGUACGAGUGACUUUCGAUCUAACGUUGAGCACAGCCUCUGUUUUGAACCUAUGCUGUAUCUCCAUUGACAGGUACUAUGCAGUGUGUCAGCCUCUGACAUACACAACUAAGAUCAAUACUAAUGUCGUUGUGAUCAUGAUCGUGUUGACCUGGAGCACAGCUGUUUUUAUGACAAUUGGAUUUUUCAUUGCAAAAAUGAACUCUGGAGAAUGUCAAGAAAAUUGUUCUUUCAAUACUGGUUUUUCAAACCCUUUAGGACCCGUGUUCUCAUUUUACCUCCCAAUGGUCACGAUGGUGUGUAUCUACCUGAAGAUUUUAAUGGUGGCACAGAAACAGGCACGCAGCAUCCAGGACACACACUCUCAGAGCACAAAGGCUGGAACUGCUGCUGCAAAAAAGGGGGAAGGAAAGGCAACCAGAACUCUGGCUAUUGUCAUGGGAGCCUACGUGGGGUGUUGGGCACCCUUUUUCCUCUGUUUUCAGAUAAAAGUUUUCAGUUCUAUGUCAGUGCAAGUUACAACAUUUGACACCCUUGUCUGGAUUGGAUUGUUUAACUCACUGCUCAAUCCAUUCAUCUACGCUUUCUUUUACAGCUGGUUCAGAUCAGCUUUCAGACUGAUUCUGACCGGGAAAAUAUUUCAAAGUGAUUUGUCUAACUCAAGACUUCUUUGA
Molecule: messenger RNA, 1011 nt
Organism: Salarias fasciatus (jewelled blenny)
Lineage: Eukaryota; Metazoa; Chordata; Actinopteri; Blenniiformes; Blenniidae
Product: trace amine-associated receptor 1-like
Exons: 2
Coding region: 1-1011 (336 amino acids)
Biological process (GO): G protein-coupled receptor signaling pathway
Cellular component (GO): membrane
Molecular function (GO): trace-amine receptor activity
Source: RefSeq, a predicted model, not a curated record